AAGGGCGGGGGCCGCUCCCGGAGCGCUCAGCCGCGGGCGGCGGGCGGCAGCGGCGGCGGCUCGGAGGAGGAGGAGCAGCGGGACGGCGGGGUGCUGUUCCUCGUCAACAAGAGCGGCUUCCCGCUGGACGGGCAGACCUGGGAGCGGAUGUGGGGGCACGUGGAGCGGGUGCACCCCGACGGCAGCGCCGUGGCCGCCGCCAUCCGCAGCGCCUCCUGCCUGGCCCGGCCCUCGGUUCCACCAGUGCCCAAUUACAAGCUCUCCAUGUCCAUCCCAGAAUGGCUGCAGGCAAUACAGACCUACAUGAAGAUGCUGCAAUACAAUCACACGGGAACUCAGUUCUUCGAGAUCAGAAAAUCCAGACCUCUAAGUGGGUUGAUGGAAACAGCAAGAGAAAUGACCAGGGAAUCCUUACCUAUCAAAUGCCUUGAAGCAGUCAUCCUGGGGAUAUACCUAACAAAUGGGCAGCCCUCUGUGGAACGAUUCCCCAUCAGCUUUAAAACCCACUUCUCAGGGAACUAUUUUCAUCAUGUGGUGCUUGGGAUUUACUGCAAUGGCCGGUAUGGAUCACUGGGCAUGAGCAGGCGCUCGGAUCUAAUGGACAAACCUCUGACUUACCGAACUCUGAGCGAUCUCAUCUUUGAAUUUGAAGACUCCUAUAAAAAAUAUUUGCAUUCAGUCAAAAAAGUCAAAAUUGGAUUAUAUGUUCCACAUGAGCCACACAGUUUUCAGCCCAUUGAGUGGAAACAGCUGGUCCUCAACGUAUCCAAAAUGAUGCGCACAGAAGUCAGGAAGGAGCUGGAGAAGUUUGCCAGGGAUAUGAGGAUGAAGAUUCUGAAGCCCUCAAGUGCCCAUUCUCCCAUGAAGGAGAGGUCGCGGGGUAAGUCGCUGUCCCCUCGCCGAAGGCAGGCCAGCCCUCCGAGACGGCCGUUCAGAAGAGACAAAUCGCCUGCAGUGGUGGACAAGAAGGGAGACCUGGCUACGCUCAACGAGGUGGGCUACCAGCUCCGCAUCUAACAAAGCCAUAGGCUGGACAGAGGGCUUCCUGGGUGCUUCCCACUGCACUUUACCCUCACUCCAUUGGAAGGAAAAAGGAAUGGGACUAUUUAUUAACUUGUGGACACUUAUAGUAAAGGUUUUAUCUA
Messenger RNA from Phasianus colchicus (ring-necked pheasant), 1145 nucleotides. It is a transcript of the gene VASH2, whose product is annotated as vasohibin 2. Gene Ontology annotation, biological process: regulation of angiogenesis. The record is from RefSeq and is a predicted model, not a curated record. Gene Ontology annotation, cellular component: cytoplasm. NCBI's taxonomy places the organism in Eukaryota, Metazoa, Chordata, Aves, Galliformes, Phasianidae.